Molecule: messenger RNA, 2959 nt
Organism: Echinops telfairi (small Madagascar hedgehog)
Lineage: Eukaryota; Metazoa; Chordata; Mammalia; Afrosoricida; Tenrecidae
Gene: TP53I11
Product: tumor protein p53 inducible protein 11
Exons: 7
Coding region: 387-956 (189 amino acids)
Source: RefSeq, a predicted model, not a curated record
GACCGCUGUCCCUUUGCUGGAGUUUCUGUGUGGGGUUGAACCUUGAACCAGCCCUUUACUGCCUGGAUCCUCAACCCAAGUCUGGAGCGGUGGGGUGCUCUGCUAGCAGGGUGGCUGCCCGCCUUCUGCUCUGCCCACCUUUCCUGACUGUACAUCCAUCUCGCAGAGAUUUUGUCCGGAUUGAAGACAAGGCUCUCCGCCUCACCUCUCCAUCUCCCGUGCCGGAGUCGGGACCUGACACGGACCCCGGCUGAGGAAAAGCCCCAGUAGGCCCUGUGGUGGACUCUGGCUUCUCCUGGCUAUUAAGACCCUCACUCCUGAGGGCUAGGAGCGGGGCAGGACCAGUGGUCUGAGGCCGGCGCCUCCCCCCAGCUUCUCUGGACAAGAUGGCGGCCAAGCAGCCCCCACCCCUGAUGAAGAAGCACAGCCAGACGGACCUUGUGAGCCGCCUGAAGACGCGGAAGAUCCUGGGCGUGGGCGGGGAGGACGACGAUGGUGAGGUGCACCGCUCCAAGAUCAGUCAAGUCUUGGGCAAUGAAAUAAAAUUUACAGUCCGGGAGCCUCUGGGGCUCAGGGUCUGGCAGUUUGUGUCUGCUGUCCUCUUCUCUGGCAUUGCCAUCACGGCCCUCGCCCUACCUGACCAGCUCUAUGAUGCAGUCUUUGAUGGAGCCGAGGUGACCAGCAAGACCCCCAUCCGCCUCUAUGGCGGCGCCCUCCUCAGCAUCUCCCUGAUCAUGUGGAACGCUCUGUACACGGCCGAGAAAGCCAUCAUCCGGUGGACUCUGCUGACUGAAGCCUGCUACUUCGGCAUCCAGUUCCUGGUGGUCACCGCCUCAUUGGCCGAGACGGGUCUCGUGUCCCUGGGCGUCCUGCUGCUCCUGGCCAGCCGCCUCCUCUUUGUGGGCAUCAGCAUUUACUACUACUACCAAGUCGGCCGCAGACCCAAGAAAGUCUAGGGGGCGGGGGCGGGGCCGGCCUGGCGUUCAGGGGUGUGGCCUCCCUCCGGGAGCCCAGGGCUCCCUGGACCUGCCAAGUGCUGGGAAUUUAGGUUUGAGGUGCCGGUGUGGGGAGGGAGGGGACCAGUAUCCCUAUUCUCCAUCCCCACAUGUGAGGAUGCCUCCUUGUCUAAAGCCUCCUGGCCUCCGCCAGCAGCAGACACGGACUGGAGGGCAGGCCCGUGGGGUUGGGGGCAGAAGCAGAGGUCCUGCUGGAGGAACUUUGUAUCUUUUGGGAAACGUACCAGGGGCUGCCGCCUCCUUUCCUCCCUGGCUGGUCUAGUGAACGUGGCGCCUGCCUGGCAAGCCCCCUGCCCCUUCUUUACCUGUGCUCUUUACAUGAACACACAUCUCUUGGCCGCCUGGCCCUGGGCAGGUAGACCAGAGGGACCUGGCCCUGUUUCCACCACCAGCCUGGCCCAGUGGGAACUCUCCUUAGCUCUGGCCACUCACCUCCAGUGCCCUAGAAGUCCCUUGAGUUUGGCAGGUACCAGCAGGUACAGGCUGUCCCAGACAGAUGGACGGAGGUGAUGCCAGGUGGAGGCCACCUGGAAGUGGCUGGGUUUGGAGGCCAUCUCCUCCAGCAUCUGAUGCUCAUGACCCCUCCCAGGUCCCACCUGAGGUCGCAGCUGACAACUGGUUCCCCCAGAGCUGAACACCUCCUGCCCUGCUCCUCCCUGAAGGUCCACCUGCCCAGGCAUCCUCCUUGGCCCCUGCCUCCUGCGCUUGCCUUCCCUCCUGCCCAGGAGGAGGUGGGUAGAGUGGCCAGCAGCAGCCUCAAGCCCAUUCCUGCCCUUCCUGAGCCUGGCUGCCACCCCAGCAGGUCUCUGCAUGGCUUCCUGGGAACCUGCCCUAUGCCCUGCAGCCACACACCCAGUCACGAUCUGUGACCAACAGGGUGGCACCCUGGUUGCCCAGCUGGGGAGGAGGUCCAACGGCUACCCCAGGCUCUGCUGAGCUGGACUGGGGAGGGGCCUUGCUCUCCUGGCACCCAUCUCUGGCACUACCACACAUCCUCCCCCCUGCUGCCAUGCCUGGACUGCCUGAGAAUCUGCCGCUGCCUUUGGGUGCAGGUGCAAGACAUCCAAUGGGCAGUGCCCCUGGCUACAGUGUCCGCCCGAGCCAGGCCUUCGGACUCAUGAGGGAUUCCCAGAAGCAGCGUCGAUGGCAGGCAGAUUCUGUGUGAGGACGCAGGUCCUUGCCCCGGGUUGUUCCGUGGCCCCUAUGGAGUGUGUUGUGGACCACGGGGAUCCUCGUGGCUAAGUCUCCCUUCUCCCCCAUGGAAGGAGACCACCGGCCCGUCUAGCCCAUCUCAGUCUGCAAGCUCUGCUCAGCCUGUUCAGCCUCAGUAAUGGCAGGCUCCUCCGGGCCGGUGGUGGCUGUGCAGGAGGCCCAUUGGCUGGGACUUGAACCCACUGUUUCUAUGCGGAAGGGGAGAAUUCGACCAUGGAACCACUGCGGCUCUAGGAAGGCGGACACGCCAGCUUUGGGGUCAGUUUUGCAUUGAGCAUCUGCUGGGGCCAAACCAGCUAAGCCUCCAAUCUCCCUGGGGCCAAACCAGCUAAGCCUCCAAUCUCCCUGUGUAGAAGGGCUGUCUGGGCGCUGGCCCAGCAGUGCUCAGGAAGCAAGUUGCUUAAUUCAACACUGUAGUGGAGCUGGUGGGCAGGACGUUAGGGAUGGUCGUGUGGGGUAAGGCUUGGUGGGACAUGAACAGUGACGGAUGGGCCAUGUGGGGUACAGCUCGCUUUCAGGCUUGGGAUGACCUGGAAUACCAUGCCUAUAGCCCACCCCUGUGACCAGACCCCCGCAUCCUCGAGCCAUGCUCCUGCCUUAGCUCGGCUGCCCCACCCCAAAUUAAGACCACCUUCUUCAUAGUCACUAUUUAUUCUUCGUUCCAGUCUCUUUUCGUAAGAAACUCAUACACACACACACACACAAAAAAAACAAAAAACAGUGUAAAACCA